ACAAAAUUCAUUUGUCAUUUUUAAUCAUUGCUUUUGAACAGAUUUUCUUGUUUUUUUCCCAUUUCUUCGUUUUUAAUAAUUUGCAUUUUUUUACCAUCAAAAAUAAUAAUAUGGAUAAAUCUACCAAUAUCCUGGGCGAUCAAUUGGAAAAUUUAUCAUUAUCACAGUCAAACAUAUCAUUAUCAUUUAAUCGAUCGAUAAAAAAUGGACGUACACCGAUAAAAUCAACCAAAUAUAAUAAUAAUCAACGAACAUCAUAUCAAACGCCAAAUGGUGGUCGUAAUAAAACACCAAAUCGACAAAAUCAACAAAAUCAUGGUGGUAAAGAAAAUCAACAAAAUAAUAAUAAUGGUAAAAAAAUAUCACCAAAAACACCUAUAAAUGGUGAUCGUUUUAUACCCGAUCGUACGGCUAUGAAUUUUGAAAUUGGUCAUUAUCUGAUUGCAAAUAAUGAACAAAAUAAUUCAAAUAAUAAUGGUGAAAAUUCAACAAUAAUUAAAGAAUUAAACGGUACAGAUCUAGCAAAUUAUCGUAUAUUACAUUAUAAUAAAACUGUACCAAAACCACAAGAAGGUUAUAUUAAUGAUACAAAAGUUGCUUAUUAUUCAUGUCAAACAUCAUCAUCGAAAACAAAAUCAACAAGAUAUAUAUCAAAACAACCGGAACGUAUUUUGGAUGCACCUGAUGUUUUGAAUGAUUAUUAUUUACAAUUAAUUGAUUGGAAUUAUUCAAAUAUUUUGGCUGUUGCAUUGAAUAAUGAAGUUUAUCUUUGGAAUGCAAUGGAUGGUAAUAUUGUACAUUUAUUAACAUUAGAUGAACCGGAUUAUAUAUCAUCGGUUGCAUGGGUUGAUAAUAAUGAUACAAAUAUUGCUAUUGGUCUUAGUACGGGUGUAACACAAAUUUGGGAUGUUAAACGACAACAACGUUUACGUAAUCUACAUAAUUCAACAGCUAGAAUCAGUUCAAUGUCAUGGUGUUCAUAUAUCUUAAGUAAUGGUACUAAAGAUGGUGAAAUUAUUAAUCAUGAUGUUAGAAUUGCUUCCAGUAGAAUUGGUACAUUACGUGGACAUACAUUGGAAAUUUGUGGUCUGAAAUGGUCACCAAAUGGUCGUUUAUUAGCAAGUGGUGGUAAUGAUAAUACUGUUAAUAUAUGGCCAAAUUGUUUUAUUGGAAAUAAUGAUAAUUCAUCAUCAACGACAACAUCUAUAACAAAUGAAACACAAAUACAACCAUUAUUACGUUUAACACAACAUCAAGCUGCUGUAAAAGCAAUAUCAUGGUGUCCAUGGCGUAAUAAUUGUUUGGCAACUGGUGGUGGUACAAAUGAUCGUAUGAUACGUAUAUGGAAUACACAGAAUGGACAAUGUUUAUAUUCGGUUGAUACAAGAUCACAAGUAUCAUCAAUAUUAUGGUCCGAACAAUAUCGUGAAUUAAUAUCAUCACAUGGUUUUGCUAAUAAUGAAUUAAUCAUAUGGAAAUAUCCAAAAUUUCAACGUGUUACUGAAUUAUUGGGACAUACUGGUCGUAUACUUUGUAUGGCAAUGAGUUCAGAUGGUUCAACAGUUGUUUCAUUAGGUGCUGAUGAAACAUUACGUUUUUGGGAUUGUUUUGAUUCGGAUCCGGAAAAAAAACAACGAAAAAACAAACAACAAUCAAAUAAAAAUGGUAAAAAAUUUGCCGAUUUUAAAAAUUUAGUAUCAAAUGUUGGUGGUCAUAUUCGAUAACAACAACGUUUCAACGAAACAACAAUCAACAACAAGAAAGAAUUUCAUCUUUGAUAAAUGUAAUCAUUCGGCGUCCAUUCCAUUCCAUUCAUUUGAUUUUAUUCAUUAUAAACGCAAACACACCUGGGUAUUUU
Dermatophagoides pteronyssinus (European house dust mite) is the source of this 1858-nucleotide messenger RNA. It is a transcript of the gene fzy, whose product is annotated as cell division cycle 20 protein fzy. Gene Ontology annotation, biological process: positive regulation of ubiquitin protein ligase activity; anaphase-promoting complex-dependent catabolic process; positive regulation of anaphase-promoting complex-dependent catabolic process. NCBI's taxonomy places the organism in Eukaryota, Metazoa, Arthropoda, Arachnida, Sarcoptiformes, Pyroglyphidae. The record is from RefSeq and is a predicted model, not a curated record. Gene Ontology annotation, molecular function: ubiquitin ligase activator activity; anaphase-promoting complex binding; protein binding. Gene Ontology annotation, cellular component: anaphase-promoting complex.